Messenger RNA from Lentinula edodes (shiitake mushroom), 1097 nucleotides. RefSeq lists its product as uncharacterized. NCBI's taxonomy places the organism in Eukaryota, Fungi, Basidiomycota, Agaricomycetes, Agaricales, Omphalotaceae. Gene Ontology annotation, molecular function: protein binding; histone methyltransferase activity. The transcript has 13 exons. Gene Ontology annotation, biological process: chromatin remodeling. The record is from RefSeq and is a predicted model, not a curated record. Bases 138 to 1022 code for a protein of 294 amino acids.
CUCAUUGCGCUACACAUUAUACCGGUGACAUUCGGAAACGCAUCACACAACCCUUUGAGCCUUGUGAACCCAAAGAAACACAAGAAGGUAUCUUGCUCAAAUAUGCGAAUUUGAACCCUUGCAGCAAGUUCUGUUUCAUGACACAUUUGAAUGAGGAGACAAUAGAAACCAGCAUAUGGCGGGCAGAAGAUGAACAAGAAUUGCGGGAGUUGCUAGCUUUUAUACCUGACGCCAAUCCAUGUGAUCUUGCAGUGAUGUGUCGAAAACGCUGCUAUGAGGUUUACUUUCAUCGGAAGAAUAUUUAUCCAGACAAUGAAAUUUUGAAGAGACGUUACAAUGAAAACCUUGAACGAAGAAACGCUACAUUAGUUUCGCCAUUACCUAGAGAUUUAUCGGAGUUUGAAAAUCGCGUUGAUGGAUUGGGAAACCCUAUACUUGAUUCUUCCCACAAUCCCUGCAUACAUCAAGGUAGCUGUGGUACCGAGGCUCCCAACUGUUCUUGCUAUACUUCGAGGCAUUACUGUCGAAGAGAAUGUAGAUGUCCCCAAGAUUGUCCCUAUCGCAUUCCCGGAUGUCAUUGCAAAGUCAAAAAAGGUAUAGCAUGCAACACUACACGAUGCCCGUGCCGCGAAGCUGGUAGAGAAUGUGACCCUGAACGCUGUAUAAGCUGUGAUGCGAGAGCUUGCGGAUAUAAUGGGAUAACAAACUGCCGCAAUGUCAGAAUGCAACAAGAGCAGCACAGCCAAUUCCAAAUCGAAAUCAAACCAUCGGAGAGACACGGUAAUGGAGCGUUUGCUUGUAAAUCAGCCAGAAAGAAUCAGCUCAUCGGAGAGUACGUGGGUGAAAUACAAGGCAGAAAUACUACAGACGAGUACCAGAUCAUCAACAAUUUUAGAGAGCUCAACUACAUCUUCGACUUCAAGGAAUUUGAGGUUCUGAAUAGUGCCACCAUGGGAAAUGAACUGCGGUACCUCAAUCACGAUUCAGAAAUCUUCAACUGUAAGCCCGAGAGUAAAUGGUGAUCUUCGAAUUGGUAUCGUUUCUACAAAAUACAUCAAAAAAGGCGAAGAAUUAUUUCUCGACUAUGGAGAACAAUA